Messenger RNA from Bacillus rossius redtenbacheri, 1364 nucleotides. Its product is annotated as delta(3,5)-Delta(2,4)-dienoyl-CoA isomerase, mitochondrial. Gene Ontology annotation, cellular component: mitochondrion. Gene Ontology annotation, molecular function: delta(3,5)-delta(2,4)-dienoyl-CoA isomerase activity. Lineage: Eukaryota; Metazoa; Arthropoda; Insecta; Phasmatodea; Bacillidae. The transcript is spliced from 8 exons. The coding region runs from base 288 to 1214 and encodes 308 amino acids. The record is from RefSeq and is a predicted model, not a curated record.
CUAUUUUAGUUAUCUAUGAGUACAACUAUAAAAUGAUAAUAUUUAUGUUACACGAAAAUAAAUAUUCAGGGGUGUGAAACAAAUUGCCUAUGCUAAUUAGUGAUAUCCAGCAGUAUCGAAAGCUAGCUUCAAUUUUAUGAAAAUAAAUAAAUAACCUUUAACCCUAGCAUAUACAUUCAAAGAAACAAGCGAAGCCGCAAUAAGAUUAUGCAUUUAUUUUAUAAGAAUUAAUCCGACCCAGUAAGUAGUUGAGUACGCGUCCAGUUGUUUUGUAUUUCAGGUUGAAUAUGUCCAUAUUGAGAAAAAUAUCAGGUCAAGGAAUUGCAGCAAUGAAAAAAACAGACUUGUUGCUAAGGGCCAGAAAUUGCUCAAAUAUAAGCAAAGAGUUGAAUUUUGAAACUCUGUCCGUAAAAGAGACAAGGCCAUUUGUGUUCCAUGUCGAACUCAACAGGCCAGAAAAACUAAAUGCGAUGAACAGGGCAAUGUGGUGUGAUAUUGGGAAAUGUUUUACUGCCCUUGGUGACAACCCGGAUUGCAGAGUUAUUGUUUUGUCUGGAGCAGGAAAGAUUUUCACUGCAGGUCUGGAUUUUUCUGACUCUUCGUCAUUAACGAGUGCCUUUGAAGAACACGCUGAUGUUGCGAGGCGAUGCAAUGCUCUGCGUAAAACCAUCAAACUAUACCAAGACUCCAUAACGUCCUUAGAAGUGUGUCCGAAACCUGUGAUCAGCGCCAUCCACAGCGCGUGUGUGGGCGGAGGAGUGGAUCUGGUCGUCGCUGCAGACAUCCGACUGUGUUCCAGCGACGCGUGGUUCCAAGUGAAAGAGGUCGACAUUGGCAUGGCCGCAGACGUGGGGACCCUGCAGAGACUGCCCAGGGUCGUGGGGAGUGACAGUCUCGCCAGGGAGCUCUGCUACACCGCUCGCAAGAUGCUGGCGCCCGAAGCCAAGGAGUGUGGCUUCGUCAGCCGAGUGUGCGAUUCCAGAGAGAGUGUGGUGAAUGCUGCCAUUACAAUGGCUACAGAAAUAGCAUCUAAAAGUCCAGUUGCGGUCCAGUUAACGAAGAGAAGUAUUGUUUACUCAAGAGAUCAUUCUGUACAGGAGGGACUGGAUCACAUACUCGAUUGGAACAUGACCAUGCUACAAAGUGAGGACUUCAUGAAGGCUAUGAUGGCACAAGCAACAAAGAGCCCUCCGCCUGCAUUUUCAAAACUUUAAAACAAUUUUGUGCAGCCAAGUUGAAAGCCACAGAAUAUUUAUGCAUUUGCUAAGAAGUUCGCCAGCUAUCACAGAGUAAAUCAUUUGUUAAAUAUUUUAUAUAUGUAUACAAAACUAUAUUUUGUAAUAAAAUUUGCUGUUGAAUUACUA